CUCUCGCUCAAAAGACAACCAAAAGGAGGUUUCUGGUUCCGUACUAUUCUUCUUUAGGGUUAGGGUUAGGGUUUUUAAUUUUAAUUGACAUUUCAAUUUGUAUUUAUUCUCAGUUAAGUUUCUAUUUUUGUCUACAUACAAUAAUAAAUUUUGUUGUUCGUUGGAUUUCAUAAUAAAUAAUAAUAAAAAAAUCCCUCUGAUCUUUGAUUGAUUAAUCCAAAUCUGGGCUUUAGCGCCCUGUUGCCAUUAAAAUCGAUGAUCGUCAGCGUUUCUCAUGGACACCUCUCAAUUGGAUAAUUCUCUUCCACUCAAUGAUCAAGCAGAUGAAUGGGAGUUAAAGAUUCACCUUUUUCACUCGAAAUCUCUGAACUGGAAUGCUGUGUGCUAGACACCGAUGGAUUUGUGUUACCAAGUUUGGGAAUAGAAGACCCAGAUUGGAGUACACUUCAUGCUUCUGAAGUAGAACCUUCAAAACCUCCUUCUCCGAAGACCAAAAAGGAAGAGAACAUAUACCUAGGACCUCACGGGGCUCCUCCUCAAUCAAAGCUGCAAGAUCUGAACCCAUCUGGUCGUAAACAGCGUUUCAAGCAGAAACUGAAGGAAGCAGAUAGGCGAACUACUGGAGCAGGAAGGGAAAAUAAGUUAGAAAAUUUGCGAGACCUCGUGGGCGCUGGGAGGGGAAAUGCCAACGUGUCAAAAGGCUCUCCUCGAGACUGGUUAGACCAACAUUGCCAUGAAUCAGAGUUUGAAAAGUGGUCCUCUCAAUGAGGUUCUUGUUGGUACCUUCUCUUAUCUAGUCUAAAUCUAUUGCAAGUUUCACAUAUUUGGAUAUACUGAUAUUUAUUGAAUCCGUAUGUAUUGUGACAAUAAUGGAUUAUCAAAUGCACCAUUUGUUUUUGUUGCUGCUUAUGCAAAAUAUAAAUGGAAAUGCUAGGUCUAAUUAUGCUUCCUA
Messenger RNA from Mercurialis annua (annual mercury), 952 nucleotides. RefSeq lists its product as uncharacterized. NCBI's taxonomy places the organism in Eukaryota, Viridiplantae, Streptophyta, Magnoliopsida, Malpighiales, Euphorbiaceae. The record is from RefSeq and is a predicted model, not a curated record. The transcript has 3 exons. Bases 328 to 768 code for a protein of 146 amino acids.